Messenger RNA from Loxodonta africana (African savanna elephant), 2347 nucleotides. RefSeq names its product lipocalin 2 (gene LCN2). NCBI's taxonomy places the organism in Eukaryota, Metazoa, Chordata, Mammalia, Proboscidea, Elephantidae. The transcript has 6 exons. The coding region runs from base 1519 to 2118 and encodes 199 amino acids. Gene Ontology annotation, molecular function: small molecule binding. The record is from RefSeq and is a predicted model, not a curated record.
CUAUUUGAAGAGUUGGCUUCAGGAAUGGUUCCAGUCUUGGGCUAACAGAGGGUCCGUGGCCAUGACCUCUGGGGUCCCUCCAGUCUCAGUCAGAUGGGGUGCCAAUUCUUAAGCAGCUAUUGGGUAGAGCCAAUGAGGUCCCUAUGAGUCCAUCAGAGGCAGCCGAUCUUCAAUUCGGCCUGAGGUCAGAAGCAGGCCACUAGGCAUUCAGGACAGCCUUGGUCCUCAUGAGUGAACCAUCUCUGGGAGACACUACAGGAGGGCUGGGACCCGUCACUGCCUCCCAAGGACACUGGCCAGGCCCCUAGUGAGGAAACUGUUUCUCUCCAAGACAAAGUUGGGAUCAGCUAUCUCAGGGACAGUUCUGGGAGCCACUGGGCAACCAGCCCAAGGCCCAGGCUUGUCUCCAGUCUGUCUGGGCCAGAGAUUGGGGGGGUGGUGGUCUCCAUAGCCUUUCAAGGAUGAGGCCAAGUCCUCACACUCUCUGUGACCCAAAGCAACUGGUAACCAGAGUGGCAGGGCAGAGCGCCCACUUUCUGGCCCAGCCCACCAGGCUAAAGGUAUGCCUGCCCUCACCACAGGCAGAUGUACACACCUCAUCCUCCACUCACCAGGACGCCAGAAUGAAGCUGGGCCUGCGAUCUCAGUGCUUUGCUUUGCUGAAGGCCACAUCUGCAGCUCACAUGCCCCCCUUGGGGUCUCUGCCCACUAGGCCCCAUGGGAGGUGAGGGAUCCCCAUCCCAAUGGCUGCCCAGAGUGCUAUAAAUGGGACAUGAAAGAGGGUUUGCCCUGACUCAAGGUAGGGAGCACUCCUAACGUGGGACGCACUCCCAGGUCAGUCUCACUGGCAUCUCACCCUGUGCCAGGGUCUGGUGGGGGGCUCCUGGGGGAGCCAGGAUCUAGACUCAGCUAGCUCAGAGUAGAGACACCCUGUCCUUUCGUGCCAGGAAGAUCCACUCUCAUCUGCCACCACCCCCUUCCCUGUCCUUUAUGAGAACCAGGAAACAGCACAUGGUCUGUUGGGGUGACGCAUUCUGUUUUCAGCAGGUACGGGGAGGAGGCCUCACCACAUAUAUCCUACCCUGGGCUUAAGCCCCAGCAAGGGCUCCUGGAGGUCAGAGAUGACAGCUUGUCCAGCUCGGGGGUCAAACUCAGAGUGAAGGGAAGGAGCACAAAGAACAUGUGGAGGGACCAUUGUCCCUGCUGGAAGUUCCUUCUGGGGAGUAUCCCCUCCCACCACCCUUCCCCCAGGCCUUCCUGCCCCUCCAUCUUGCACAAUCCCAACCAGGAGGAAAAAGGCGCAGAAACCUUGCUAAGUGUUUCAGCAGGAGUUGCUGGCAAUUGCCUCACCCUUCCUGAAUUUUGUAAAGGGUGAAUCACCCCGCCCUGGGGUGUGCCGGCAGCCAGGUGGGCCCAUAAAUAGGAUCCCCAGGCUAGUCUCCUCACUUGCCUCUUCUUCCUCAUCACCUGCCAGGCCCAGUAGCUGCCUGGAGCUCCAGCUUCCUCAGCUCAGAAACUAUGCCCCUAAAUCUCCUGUGGCUCGGCCUCACCCUGCUGGGGGCCCUGCAGACCCAGGCCCAGACACACAGCCCAACCCUGAUUCCUGCCCCCCCUUUGCUCAGGGUCCCUCUGCAGCCAGACUUCCAGGAUGACAAGUUCCAGGGGAAGUGGUACGUCAUUGGCCUGGCGGGGAACGCAGUUGAGAAAAAAGAACAAGGCCAGUUUAAGAUGUACACCACCACCUAUGAGCUGAAAGAAGAUGGCAGCUACAAUGUCACCUCCACCCUGCUCCAGGAGGAUGGGAAGUGUUCCUACUGGAUCAGAACUUUUGUCCCAAGUUUCCAGCCAGGCCAGUUCAACCUGGGCAACAUUAAGAAUUUCCCAGGUUUGCAGAGCUAUACGGUGCGUGUGACAGCCACCAACUACAACCAGUUUGCCAUAGUGUUCUUCAAGAAGGUUUCUAAAAACGGAGAGUACUUCAAAACCACCCUCUACGGGAGAACCAAGGAGCUGACCCCUGAGCUGAAGGAGCGCUUCAUUCGCUUCGCCAAAUCUCUGGGCCUCUCUGACCACAUCAUCUUCCCUGUCCCAAUUGACCGGUGCAUUGAUGAUGCGUGACUGUGCAGUGAGUAUGGCUGACCUGGGGAGGGACUGGCCUCUGCUCAGGGUGCCCCCAGCUGCUCUUGCCAGCCCUGCCAGCAGUGAGAGAGCCAGGAGACUCUACUCGGUGCGGUGUGCCCAGUUUGCUCCCCCAGCCUGCCUUCCUGAUCCAACCCACAUUGCCUGCUAAAUAAACACAUGCCACCAAGGUCCUGAGACUGUGCUCCUUGAUGCCUGGGCCAUGGGG